GGCUGCUCACACAGGUAUCAGAAGUGUCUGGACGCCCUCACUCACCAGAAUGCUUUCCGUCUUGUUCUUCGUUGGGCUCUUUGCCAGCUGCCUGGCAAAACCUAACUACUCCUUCUCUGGAUCCAUUGGUGGUAGUGGGAGUUCCUUUGCCUCAGAUGGAAAGGGAAGGAUCACAGCAGUCAGAGUCUGGGAGAUCCAAGGUCAAUACAUCACUGGUAUCCAGCUGCGUUAUGACUACAUUUGGUCUAAAGUACUUGGACGGGUAUAUGGCACAGUGAAUGAGAUGUCACUUUUUGAUGGAGAGGCCAUUGUUCAGCUCUCUGGUAAAUACCACAGCAACUACAUCUAUCAGGUGAUCUUCGUCACCUCCAGAGGGCGAUUUCUGAUUGUUGGCCAGCCUUAUCAGAAAUCAUUCAACUUCUACCCGACUUACCCGGACACAGAGCUGCGAAUGCUGAGCGGCCGCACUAACGGCAAUGGUAUCACUUCAAUGGGAGCUCACUGGGCAGCUCAAUACAGCAAUAGCACUAGCACAUAAUGAGUGAAAAGCUGAGUAAUGCUGUACUAAUGAUUAGUUUGAUGGAAUAAUCCAAAGUUAUCAAGGAUCAGCCUGUAGAACACAAAACAGAAAUGUAUCUUACAUUCAAUCAAAAUCAUAUUUGGAGAUUCAGCUGUGAUGAUAUAUUUGAAGACUGUAUGGUUUUCAUUCAUACAUAUUUUUAAUGGUUGGACAAAUGUAAAAUCUGAAUCCUUUUAAAUUCUGGUGCAUGCAAACAAAAUAAAAAAUGUUUAAUAAAAAAAUCAUGGGAGUGGUA
Messenger RNA from Paralichthys olivaceus (Japanese flounder), 815 nucleotides. RefSeq names its product zymogen granule membrane protein 16. The record is from RefSeq and is a predicted model, not a curated record. Lineage: Eukaryota; Metazoa; Chordata; Actinopteri; Pleuronectiformes; Paralichthyidae.